UGUGUGUGUGUGCGCGCGCGCGCGCGCGCGCACACGUGCUUAGAGAAACACAACACCACAGUACUCAAGCACUACUUUUGAGGGUGUUUUAAAUGACAAGAAGAUCUACAAAAAGCACAGAGAUGUGAAAAAGGUCAUACUAGGUGGGAGAGGGGCAGCAAGAAUGUGGACUGCUGCUUUGUUUGACCUCAGCCCGGUGCAUCCGUGCCAGGCAUCUUGCAUUUUCCCCUUUUGCACAAAUCUGUGAGACCGUAGAAGCAUUGUAAGGGUGGGUCUUGCGGAUACAAGUACAUUUUUAGUGAGAUAAUCCCCACGUACAGAACUUUGAAAAUGAUGCCUGCCAGCUAUCUCUGCUUAAGCACUGCUACUUCAAUGGGAGAAAGCUUCAUGAAAUAUUUCAAGUGAUUAUCAUUUCUUUUUCAAAAAGGUUAUUUGUGGGGGAAAAAAUGGGAGGAAACGGGAGCAUGGGAAGAAACGUGCCGAGGUGAUUUCGCUGGAAGCAGGGUUGCUCAUGUGCGGCUCAGGCUGCCCUGCCACCGAGGUUAGGCAAUCCAGCGGCACUCCCGCCACGUCACCUCAGAAGAAGCGGUCUGUUGCUGUCCACUCUUGACUCUUGGAACUGUCCCUAAUUUUGUCAUUCUGUCCCCAGCUCCUCGGGGAAGAUCUGAGGAGGCUGUGGUCACCGCUCUGCAGGGCAGAACCGUUAUGGGGGCAGCAGUGUGCAGAGCUUUUCCCAGGGCUCCCCGGACUCUUUGGGCACCAUGCCAGUGGAAAGAAUGCGAAUGCGCCCAUGGCUGGAGGAACAGAUAAAUUCCAAUACAAUACCAGGGCUAAAAUGGCUGAACAAGGAAAAGAAGGUUUUCCAGAUCCCCUGGAUGCAUGCAGCUAGACAUGGGUGGGAUGUGGAAAAGGAUGCCCCGCUCUUCAGAAACUGGGCGAUCCAUACAGGAAAGCAUCAACCAGGAGUAGAUAAACCUGAUCCCAAAACGUGGAAAGCAAACUUUCGUUGUGCCAUGAAUUCCUUGCCUGAUAUUGAGGAAGUGAAGGAUAGAAGUAUAAAGAAAGGAAACAAUGCCUUCAGAGUAUACCGGAUGUUGCCCUUAUCAGAACGACCUUCUAAGAAAGGAAAGAAACCAAAGACAGAAAAAGAAGAGAGAGUUAAGCACAUCAAGCAAGAACCAGUUGAGUCAUCUUUGGGGCUUAGUAAUGGAGUAAGUGACUUUUCUCCUGAGUAUGCGGUCCUGACUUCAGCUAUAAAAAAUGAAGUGGAUAGUACGGUGAACAUCAUAGAUGGUGAUAUGCUGGCCUGUUGCCCUACAGACUUAAAGAUUUGUUCCUUGUCUCCAUUGCCUCAUCUCUGCCCCUGCCAGUACCAGAUAGCAGUGUCUGUGCCAAGCAGGUGCAUCACCAGUCUGGUUGUAGGACAGUCCCAUCUGGACAGCAACAUUGAAGACCAAGAGAUCGUCGCUAAUCCACCAGACAUUUGCCAAGUUGUGGAAGUGACCACGGAGAGUGAUGACCAGCCAGUCAGCAUGAGCGAGCUCUACCCUCUACAGAUUUCUCCUGUGUCUUCCUACGCAGAAAGCGAAACUACCGACAGUGUGCCCAGUGAUGAGGAGAAUGCAGAGGGGAGACCGCACUGGCGGAAGAGGAGCAUUGAAGGCAAGCAGUAUCUCAGCAACAUGGGGACACGGAACAGCUACCUGCUGCCCAGCAUGGCGACCUUUGUCUCUACCAACAAGCCAGACCUGCAGGUCACCAUCAAAGAGGAGAGUUGUCCAAUGCCUUACAACAGCUCCUGGCCCCCUUUUACAGACCUCUCCCUCCCUGCCCCAGUGACCCCCACGCCCAGCAGCAGUCGGCCGGACAGGGAGACCCGGGCCAGUGUCAUCAAGAAGACAUCUGACAUCACCCAGGCCCGUGUCAAGAGCUGCUAAGCCUUUGACUCUCUCCCCAGUGGUUGUUGGGAUUUCUUAGCUUUGUGUUGUUAUUUGUUUGUAUUUUAUUUUUUUUCUCUCUGAUACCUAUCUUAGACAAAUCUAAGGGAAAAAGCCUUGACAGUAGAAGAUUGAUUGCUGUGUCCACCUCCCGAGCAGGAGCUUCUUUUUAACUCAGGACUCCAGCCCCUCGGAGAUGCGUUAUCUCUAGAACCUGCUGGAUCUCCCAGGGCUACUCCCUCAAGUUCAAGGACCAACAGCCACAUGGGCAGCGGAGGUGCUGCAUCGCCUACGGUCAAGGCCAGCAUGGUGGAGUGGAUGCCUCAGAACGGGCGAGAAAAUGUGAACUAGCUGGAAUUUUUUAUUCUUGUGAAUAUGUACAUAGGGCAGGACCUGUCACGUGGCGGUCUGCCUCUGCACCUUAUCUCGAAGCACUUACAAUAAAUAGGCCUUCUUGUGAUCUUGCUCUCCUUCACAGCACACUUGGCGCCCCUUCUGUGCCCAUUAGCCCAUUAUACACCCCUCCCUCUUCAUCCCCUCCAUCCCAGCCCACUUCCCACCCCUCCCUCCUCAUCCCCUCCAUCCCAGCCCACUUCCCACCCCUCCCUCCUCAUCCCCUCCAUCCCAGCCCACUACCCACCCCUCCCUCCUCAUCCCCUCCAUCCCAGCCCACUUCCCACCCCUCCCUCCUCAUCCCCUCCAUCCCAGCCCACUACCUACCCCUCCCUCCUCAUCCCUUCCAUCCCAGCCCACUUCCCACCCCUCCCUCCUCAUCCCCUCCAUCCCAGCCCACUACCUACCCCUCCCUCCUCAUCCCCUCCAUCCCAGCCCACUUCCCACCCCCCCUCCACAACUCCUCCAUCCCAGCCCACUUCCCACCCCUCCCUCCUCAUCCCCUCCAUCCCAGCCCACUUCCCACCCCUCCCUCCUCAUCCCCUCCAUCCCAGCCCACUACCCACCCCUCCCUCCUCAUCCCCUCCAUCCCAGCCCACUUCCCACCCCUCCCUCCUCAUCCCCUCCAUCCCAGCCCACUUCCCACCCCCCCUCCACAACUCCUCCAUCCCAGCCCACCCUGUUCCUUUUCUCCUUUUCCUCUCCUCAAAGGCAAUUGUUCCACAUCUUAGAGGAGGAGGAGGAGGAGAAGAAAAUGAAUUUCUCCACAGCUGUCCCAUUUUAAGACUGCUUGAAAAAAAAAUCUUUCUAAUCUGCUAUGCUUGAAUGCCACGCGGUACAAAGGAAAACUGUCAUGGAAAUAUUAUGCAAAUUCCCAGAUUUGAAGACAAAAAUACUCUAAUUCUAACCAGAGCAAGCUUUUUUAUUUUUUAUACAGGGGAAUAUUUUAUUCAAGGUAAAAUUCUAAAUAAAAUAGAAUUGUUUUUUAUCUUUUCUACAGCAAAUUUAUAAUUUUAAGAUUCCUUUUCUUGUUUAUCAGCAGUUGUUAUUACAUCCUUGUGGCACAUUUUUUUUUUUAAUUUUGUAAAGGUGAAAAAAAAACUUUUAUGAGCUCAUGUAGCAAUCAAAUUAUCCUGUGGAUUGAUAAUAAAUGAAUAUGGUAUAUAGUUAAAAUUUUUAA
Molecule: messenger RNA, 3510 nt
Organism: Meriones unguiculatus (Mongolian gerbil)
Lineage: Eukaryota; Metazoa; Chordata; Mammalia; Rodentia; Muridae
Gene: Irf2
Product: interferon regulatory factor 2
Exons: 10
Coding region: 762-1937 (391 amino acids)
Biological process (GO): immune system process; regulation of transcription by RNA polymerase II
Cellular component (GO): nucleus
Molecular function (GO): DNA-binding transcription factor activity, RNA polymerase II-specific; RNA polymerase II cis-regulatory region sequence-specific DNA binding
Source: RefSeq, a predicted model, not a curated record